CUCAUCUUUCAUCUCGCCCUCAUCGUUCUCUACUGAUCCACAAACAAAAUCCACACAUCCCCCCACCUUGCAUGCAGAGCCAAAGACGUUGAGAGGACAUUGGAUGAUGCGCCUCCAUGUUCUCGGAAUCGGCUCUGUCGGCACCCUCUUAGCCCAUCACCUCCGCCUCGCGAAUCCCAACACCCCCAUCUCCCUCGUCUUCCGCAAUGCCGCCGCCUUCUCCAAGAAGCGCUUUCGCAAAGACGGCGUCAACCGGCCUACACUCAAGGUCACGCGCACCGAGGGCGACACGCUCAUGACCGACGGUUUCGAUGUCGACGUCGCAAUGUCCGGAAAGCUUCCCGCACUGGUGGAGGCGGCCGAGCAAGACGGAAUGGACUUUGUGAAUGCCGGCGGGCCGAUCGACUCGCUCAUAGUGUGCACCAAAACGCAAGCGACGGCUGAGGCCAUCGAAGGCCUGCAUUCGCGCCUGAGCUCGUCAUCAGUCAUCACCCUCCUCCAGAACGGCAUGGGCGUGUACGACGAGCUCUGCGCCAAGUUUUGGCCCGACCCCGUCACACGACCAAACUUUGUGUUGGGCACGACGACGCACGGCAUCGCUCCUGCUGGCGAGACCGGCAGUGUGUUGCACAUGUCGCCACCAGGACAGGGCGCGAUCAAGUGGGGCGUGGUGCCAGACCCGCGAAAGCAGAUUGACUUUGAGACUUGGCUGUGGGGCCGACCAGUCGGUGACUUGCCAACAUUGACGCCUCCCGAAUCCCCCUCCCUUCCCCUACGCACACCACCAGAUGGCCCCGGUACAGAGAAUCUGCACGCAACGCUCGAAGCAUUGCUGUCCAUCACGCCGCUCUCGCCAACGCUCCUCCCCAUGCCAACGCUGUACAACGAGCUGCUGAUCAAGCUAGCCUUGAACGCCGCGAUCAACCCAUUGACAGCAGUCCUUGGCGGCGGAUAUCUCCAGAACGGCUCACUGAGCCGCUCCGCACCAGGCCACCGCCUAGUGCAGCAGGUGACGAAGGAGUCGUCGCAGGUGCUCACGGCGUACAUGCACAACCUGUUCGCGCCGCACCCCGCACCGGCAGACACAGUGCGCCUGUUCUCGUAUGAGAGCCUGCUACACCGCGUGCAGUCGGUGAUCACGGCCACGAAGGGCAACACCUCAAGCAUGGCCAACGACGUGAAGAAUGGCCGCAUGACCGAGAUCGACUAUAUCAACGGGCACCUCGCGAGCCUGGGCCACCGGUUGGGUGUGCAGACGCCUGUAAACCGCAUGCUGGUGCAGAUGGUCAAGUUCAAGGCCGAGGUCGGCGGCCUCGGGGGCACGGUGUACCCGCGCGUGCGGCAGACUGUGCGCGAGGCCGAAGAAGAGGCGCUGGAGGCGCGCCGCUUGUCGCUGGAGGAACGCAAGGUGUCGCUGCAAGAGCGGGCGAUGCUGCUGAAAGAAGAGCGGACGGCCGAGGCCAAGCGGGCGAAACGCGAGUGGAAGCGGACGGUGCGGCGGAAUGCGGCGGUCGCGCGCAAUUUGAGGGCGGCAGAGGUCGAGGCUGCCAUCAGGGGGGGAGCCGAUCCGACAGAGGUGCUCCGUGCGACGGAGGCUGAGGCGUCCGAGGCGUCCGGGAGCGGUAAUAGCGAGUGGACGUCUGCGAGCAGUGACGAGGGAGAGGGGUCGUCCAGGCGCAGGUGAUCAGGUGAGCAGGUGAGCGCAGGUCAUGUCAUGUUGGAUGUACUCCCAACUGGCCAACUGGCCGCCACCAGGAUGAGUUCCUGAUGCCGGCCUGCACACCCCUUGGCCGCGCACCUGGCUGGCUGGCUGCUGGCUGGGUCCCACCCAUCGGGCCAUGGGCCAUCGAGGCGACCCCUGGUGUACUUUGUCGUGCGCGUUCCGCAUGCUGGGUCCGCUCGCUGGCGCGCUGGCGGACAGCAAUAUAGCAGGACGUUCUGAUGGUCAACCCACUCGGAGACACCCGCCAUGAAGAACGGAGGAUCAAGCGCAUAGGCACAUUGGGUGCGCAAUGUACAGAGGCGAGACACAUCUCAAGGUCUACUCGCUAGCAUAAUAGCAUUUUUCCCACUACUACUAUUAGCAUCAUCUCUCAUGUAUAACGUUUCAAAAGAGUCAC
Messenger RNA from Cutaneotrichosporon oleaginosum, 2120 nucleotides. RefSeq lists its product as uncharacterized. Gene Ontology annotation, biological process: pantothenate biosynthetic process. Lineage: Eukaryota; Fungi; Basidiomycota; Tremellomycetes; Trichosporonales; Trichosporonaceae. The record is from RefSeq and is a predicted model, not a curated record. Gene Ontology annotation, molecular function: NADP binding; 2-dehydropantoate 2-reductase activity. Gene Ontology annotation, cellular component: cytoplasm; mitochondrion.